This is a messenger RNA of Maudiozyma barnettii, 1464 nucleotides long. RefSeq names its product aspartyl protease BAR1 (gene BAR1). Gene Ontology annotation, molecular function: aspartic-type endopeptidase activity. The record is from RefSeq and is a predicted model, not a curated record. Lineage: Eukaryota; Fungi; Ascomycota; Saccharomycetes; Saccharomycetales; Saccharomycetaceae. The transcript has a single exon. Gene Ontology annotation, biological process: proteolysis. The coding region runs from base 1 to 1464 and encodes 487 amino acids.
AUGUUUUCAUUUAAGGUUAACAAAUUCUUCCUGCUAAAAGUUAUAUAUUUCUUUUCAGUGUUGGAUAUAGUCUUUGCAAAAUCUCUUAAAUUCCCCUUGCAAAAGACAAUACCUUCUUCAGGCUCAUCCUUAUUUCAGAAGAGAGACAAUUUAUUUCUUUCCUUAAAAAAUAAUGAUGACGAGUAUUUUUCUACCUCAAUAAAUUUAGGUACACCAUCACAGGAAUUAAACGUAAUUUUUGAUACAGGUUCAGCAGAUUUGUGGGUCAUGGACACUAAUAAUCCAAAUUGUUUAAAUAGUUUAAAUAGUAGUAUCAAGGAUAACUCCAAGAUUGACUGUUCUCAAAUAACUACCUUUGAUUCAAAAAAAUCUUCCUCCUUUAAAAAAUUAUCGGAUGAUAGAUUUUAUAUCAAUUAUGUAGACGAAACUUAUGCUGAAGGCGAAUGGGCCACGGACACGCUUACAAUUAAUGGCAUAACUAUCAAUAAUAUGCAAUUCGGUUUAGCCCUAAACGCUACAACGCCAGUAUCUGGUGUGCUCGGUAUAGGGUUUCAAAGAAGAGAGGCAGUUAGAGGUUAUCCAGGUGCUUCCAAUGAAUUUUAUCUGAACUUUCCUGAGGUCCUUAAACAAGAUGGAAUAGUUGAUGUUGUUGCGUAUUCUCUACAUCUUGGACAAACAAGUUCAAUUAUAUUUGGAGGUUUAGAUAAAAAUGCCUUUGAGGGAAACAUGUACACGUUUCCGAUGGUUAAUGUGUACCCAACGGUUGUUGACAAACCAGCAACAUUAUCACUGACCAUUCAAGGACUAUAUGCAUACAAUAGUAAUAGCUUAGAACAAACACAGAUAUUCAAUACAAAAUAUCCUGUUUUGUUAGAUAGUGGGACCACUUUGGUCAGUUUCCCUAUCGAGAUUGCAGACAAAAUGGCUAACUACGUCAAUGCAACAUAUAGUGAAAAAGAAUCAAUUUAUAUUAUGGAUUGUCCAACUGAUACAUUAAACACUGGAUUUAUGUUUGAUUUUGGAGAUUUGAAAUUAAAUGUUUCUUUAGCCUCUUUCAUAUUACCACCAGAUGGUGAAGCGUAUUGUGGAUUUGGUGUUCUUCCAUCUUCAAACAGUAUUACAUUAGGCGACAGUUUUCUAAAGAAUGCCUAUGUUGUAUAUGAUUUGGAAAAUUAUCAGAUAUCUCUCGCUAAAGCUAUCAACGGUAAUUCUUUGGAUGAAAAUAUUAUCGACAUUCCUAGUGAUGGUAACAUUCCAGGGGCAAUUACAGCUUCCGCAAAGGUUUGGACUUCAUAUGAUGAUGAUUCAACGCCCACUAGUAGUGAUGUUCACUCUAUUAAAACUAAUUUCCAGAGUAACACAUUACUAACUGUGAUGCUAAAUAAUACAGUUAAUAAGCCCACAACAUCGGCUCAUGUUAUCUUCGAAACGGUAAUCGAAUAUAUAUGUUCGUCCUCUCUAUAA